CAGAGACAAACUCUGAUUGAGGUUAUGUUUGAAUUAACCAAACAAACAGAAAAAGUUUUUCUGAUCGUAGAUUUAUUUUGACUGAUAAUUUUUUCGUAAUAUUUAAGAGAAAAUGUCUAUUGAAAUAGAAUCAGCAGAUGUUAUUCGUUUGAUACAACAGUAUUUAAAGGAAUCCAACCUUUAUAGAACACUACACACUCUUCAGGAAGAAACUGGAGUUACUCUUAAUACAGUGGAUAGCGUUGAUGGCUUUUGUGCAGAUAUUAAUAAUGGACACUGGGAUACCGUAUUGAAGGCAAUACAGUCCUUGAAGUUACCAGAUAAAAAACUUAUCGAUUUAUAUGAACAAAUUGUUUUGGAAUUGAUUGAAUUGCGUGAACUAGGUGCCGCACGAUCAUUAUUGCGACAGACAGAUCCAAUGAUUAUGCUGAAACAAAAUGAACCAGAGAGAUAUAUUCACUUGGAAAAUCUGCUUGCUAGGUCAUACUUUGAUCCACGCGAAGCUUAUGCAGAUGGAAGUAGCAAAGAAAAACGUAGGGCAGCUAUAGCUCAUGCUCUUUCUGGAGAAGUAUCAGUGGUUCCAUCAUCUCGACUUUUGGCAUUAUUGGGCCAGGCAUUGAAAUGGCAGCAACACCAAGGUCUGCUGCCCCCUGGAACCACAAUUGAUUUAUUCAGAGGAAAGGCAGCCAUAAGAGAUCAGGAAGACGAACAAUUUCCUACGCAAAUGGCAAAACAAAUCAAGUUCGGUCAAAAAUCCCAUGUUGAAUGUGCUAGGUUCUCCCCUGAUGGUCAAUAUCUAAUUACGGGUAGCGUGGAUGGUAUCAUAGAAGUUUGGAAUUUCACAACAGGGAAAAUAAGAAAAGAUCUCAAAUAUCAAGCACAAGAUAAUUAUAUGGUAAUGGAACAUGCUGUUCUCUGUUUAGCCUUUUCAAGAGACAGCGAAAUGCUGGUUUCUGGAUCACAAACAGGUGGUAUUAAAGUGUGGAGAAUCAGUUCAGGACAGUGUUUGAGAAAAAUUGAAAAAGCGCAUAGUAAAGGUAUAACCUGCCUACAAUUUUCACGAGACAACAGCCAAGUACUGAGUGCAUCAUUUGACCAUUCUAUCAGGCUGCAUGGACUGAAAUCAGGAAAAACUUUAAAGGAAUUCAGAGGACAUUCAUCGUUUGUGAAUGAAGUUAUAUUUACUCAAGAUGGACAUAAUGUAUUGAGCGCCUCUUCAGAUGGGUCAGUUAAAGUUUGGAAUCUAAAAACAACAGAGUGUAUAAGUACAUUCAAAUCAUUUGGAGCCGGUGAUACAACUGUGAACAACAUACACAAUUUUGCCAAGAAUCCAGAACAUUUUGUUGUUUGUAACAGAAGUAACACAGCUGUUAUUAUGAAUCUUCAAGGACAAAUUGUGAGAUCCUUUGCUAGUGGUAAAAGGGAAGGUGGUGACUUUGUUUGUUCCACUGUAUCUCCAAGAGGCGACUGGAUAUAUUGUGUUGGAGAAGAUAUGGUAUUGUAUUGUUUCUCCACAAAUUCUGGAAAACUUGAGAGGACACUGAAUAUUCAUGAGAAAGAUGUCAUAGGAAUAGCACAUCACCCACAUCAAAACUUGAUAUGUUCGUAUAGUGAAGAUGGACUUGUUCGUUUAUGGAAACCGUAAAUGGAUUCUCGAUUUCAGGAGAAAGUUUUUUAGUUCGUUCAUUUUGAGUUGAAUGUGUAAUAUAUUUUUAUCAGUUACAGUCGAAUUACGAAAUAAAGGUAAAUUCGAAAUUCAUAAUAACUGAAUGGACUAUGUUGAUUGCAUCUUCGUAUAACCUAACACUUGAGUCCUAUUUUGUACAUUCUUUUAUAAUUUGAUUUCGACUUCCUGAAGACUUUUGAAAAAUAUAUGUAUUGGAAUCUGA
Messenger RNA from Coccinella septempunctata (seven-spotted ladybird), 1889 nucleotides. It is a transcript of the gene Smu1, whose product is annotated as WD40 repeat-containing protein SMU1. Gene Ontology annotation, biological process: mRNA splicing, via spliceosome. Gene Ontology annotation, molecular function: protein binding. Gene Ontology annotation, cellular component: precatalytic spliceosome. The record is from RefSeq and is a predicted model, not a curated record. NCBI's taxonomy places the organism in Eukaryota, Metazoa, Arthropoda, Insecta, Coleoptera, Coccinellidae. Bases 113 to 1645 code for a protein of 510 amino acids. The transcript is spliced from 10 exons.